Molecule: messenger RNA, 1354 nt
Organism: Drosophila miranda
Lineage: Eukaryota; Metazoa; Arthropoda; Insecta; Diptera; Drosophilidae
Product: serine protease inhibitor 42Dd
Exons: 3
Coding region: 151-1281 (376 amino acids)
Molecular function (GO): serine-type endopeptidase inhibitor activity
Source: RefSeq, a predicted model, not a curated record
CCCUUCAGUUAGAUGCGGGUGAGUCACCCGUAUAGGCAGAGCCGGAUGGCUGUUUGUUUUCACUUUUCUUGCGCCCCCAAACGGCUUUAAUGGCAUUUCAGUGUAGACAGCGCACGUACACCCACAAAUAGACAGCAAUCAUUAGACAAUAUGUUCGACUUCAAUUUGGAAUUUGCGCGUGGCGGUGCCCGCUUCACCAGUGAGCUGUUCCAACUGCUGGCCGCAGGUGGCGUCAAGGAGAACAUCGUAUUCUCGCCCUUCUCCAUCCAGGCCUGCAUUGCUCUGGCCUUUGCCGGUGCCCAGGGUGAGACCGCCGAUGAGAUCGCCAAGGCAUUGCAUUUCGUGUCCAACUUCCCCCCUGAGGUGGGGCAAACCUUUCAGUUUGUGCUGGAGCAGUACAAGAACAGCAGCCUCCUGAGCGUCGCCAAUAAGUUGUACGUGCAAGAGGGCAAGCAGCUGAAGCAGUCCUAUGCGGAGGCCAUCAAGGAGCACUACCACUCCGAGGCGGAGUCCAUCAACUUUGCUCUCAGCGAUGCAGCUGCUCAGGCCAUUAACAGUUGGGUCAAUGCCAAGACACAGGGCAAGAUAACGGAGCUGGUUAACGCCGACAGUUUCUCGGACAAUACACGCCUUGUCCUUCUGAACGCCCUCCACUUCAAGGGCAGCUGGACCCACAAAUUCAACGAGCAAGGCACCGCGGAGGACGAUUUCUUUGUGGGCGAAGAGGAGGCCGUUAAAGUCAAUUACAUGAAUCAGAAGGCCAAAUUCGGCUACGGCUUCUUUGAGGACUUGGGCUGCACAGCCUUGGAUAUGCCGUACAAGGACUCCGAUUUGUCCAUGUUUGUGCUGUUGCCACAGGAACGCACUGGCCUGAAGGCCUUGGCCGAAAAACUAAAGUCAGUGAACCUGGUCGAUUUGGCCGACAAACUGGACGUCGAGGAGGUGCAAGUCAAGUUCCCAAAGUUCAAAGUUGACUACUCUCUCGAGCUGGGCGACAAGUUGAAAGAGCUUGGCAUAAAGAAAAUGUUUACGGAAAGCGCCGAGUUCAACAAUUUGCUGGAAUCUCCCGAAGGUGUGUUUGUGUCAAAGGUAUUGCACAAGGCCACAAUUGAAGUCAAUGAGGAGGGCACGGAGGCUGCUGCAGCCACUGGAAUGAUCAUGAUGACUCGCAUGAUGACAUUCCCAUUGCAGUUCCAAGCUGAUCGCCCGUUCCUGUACGUCAUCUGGAACAAGAAGAACAUCCUUUUCGCGGGUGCUUUUGUAAAUGCACCAACUUCCUAGAACGUCAUCUCUCAUUAUUAAUUUAUGUUUUUAUAUUGAAAGUAUUUUUGAAAUAAACGAUUCGCACAACGAC